Messenger RNA from Morus notabilis, 752 nucleotides. Its product is annotated as calmodulin-like protein 11. Gene Ontology annotation, molecular function: enzyme regulator activity; calcium ion binding. The record is from RefSeq and is a predicted model, not a curated record. The transcript is spliced from 4 exons. Bases 95 to 577 code for a protein of 160 amino acids. Lineage: Eukaryota; Viridiplantae; Streptophyta; Magnoliopsida; Rosales; Moraceae.
UCUCUCUCUCUCUAGUCGUGCUUACUCUUUCUCUCUCCUUGUCUCUCUCUCUAAAAAAAGACUACACUUCUUUGAGGUCUCUAAAGGAAACGACAUGGCAGAUGUGCUUAGUGAGGAACAGAUUGUUGAGUUUAAAGAAGCAUUUUGUCUGUUUGACAAGGAUGGAGAUGGUGAGUUUCCUGCUAUCUCCUCAAUUCUUGGUUGCAUUACUAUUGAAGAAUUGGCAACGGUUAUAAGGUCAUUGGAUCAAAACCCAACUGAGGAAGAGCUUCAAGACAUGAUAAGUGAAGUUGACUCUGAUGGAAAUGGGACAAUAGAAUUUGCAGAGUUCUUGAGCUUAAUGGCAAACAAAAUGAAGGAAACUGAUGCCGAGGAGGAACUUAGAGAGGCUUUCAAAGUGUUUGACAAGGACCAGAAUGGAUAUAUUUCUGCUAAUGAGCUGAGGCAUGUCAUGAUCAAUCUUGGGGAGAAAUUAACAGAUGAAGAAGUGGAACAGAUGAUCCGAGAGGCCGAUUUAGACGGUGAUGGUCAAGUGAAUUAUGAUGAAUUUGUCAAGAUGAUGAUGACCAUUGGAUAGAAAUCUACUCACCUUGGUUGAUGAAAAAAAUAUCUUAAUAAAAAAAAUUCAUUCAAUUUCUCCACCCCAUUUUAUUUUACCUUAAAAUAAGUGUUAAUCUUCCUUGUCUUGAUGUUGUUGUUGUAGUAGUAGCCCAUUGAUGUCAAAUAUGACCAUAAGCAUUAGAAUGACUUGA